This is a messenger RNA of Grus americana (Whooping crane), 13581 nucleotides long. It is a transcript of the gene DAGLA, whose product is annotated as diacylglycerol lipase alpha. Gene Ontology annotation, biological process: lipid metabolic process. The coding region runs from base 1175 to 4270 and encodes 1031 amino acids. Gene Ontology annotation, cellular component: dendrite membrane; postsynaptic membrane. The transcript is spliced from 27 exons. NCBI's taxonomy places the organism in Eukaryota, Metazoa, Chordata, Aves, Gruiformes, Gruidae. The record is from RefSeq and is a predicted model, not a curated record.
AGAGGUGUGCCACCCCCGGCUUGGACAGGAGACGGGAGGCGGCUGGGUAGCCUGGAUGCUUGAACCACUGUCAAGGAGACUGCUGUGCUCGCAGGAGAUCCCGUGUUUAGGAGAAUGUGAUCCUUAACCCCUGAAUCCCACUGGCUUUCUUCAGGACACCAAGAUCAGCAAAGCCAGAUGGGUUCUUCAUCGAUUGCAUCCUUCCCGUGCGCUGCUGGCACGUUAGAGAUCUCAGGAGCUUCCCCCAAGAUCUGGACUUCUCACUUCUGGAGAGCUGAUACCAGGGAUUCCAAGGCCGUGGAGACAGAUCAGCCUGUGUGGUUGAGGUUUCGGUGCUUCCAGGAGUGUCUGCCCUCUGCCUUGGCACCGCUCUGCUGAGAACGGUUUGUGCUGAAGGAAGCCCUUGGAAGUGCCACACGCGGGAUAAAAUGAUUUGUCUAAAUACUAUAUUUGGCACCAGCUUUUCAUCUAAACCAGAGCCACUUUACACCUGUCUGCCAAGAUAAAGGGACUUAAAAUGAGCAUUUUUGAAGAAAAAAAGUGACGGAUGCCAAUUAGGAGAGAGGAAAAGGGAGGAAGACAUGAUUAUCCAGGACUCUGUGGCCAGGACUGUGUGGCUGCUGCUCCCUUUUUGUAGGGAGCAGGAGUAGAAGAGCUCCUGACUGCAAGUUUUCCUCUGCUGAAGAGGAGACAGGAUUUUGUGCAGUGUCUCCCAGGCUGCUUCACCGCUCCAUGGCCACAGAGUUAAUUACAUGUUGGACAAUGAGAUGCAUGUGUCCACCCUGCUGCUGUUUUACCGACUCAGCAGUUCAGUGCUCUUUUUGUAUGAAGAGGGGCAGCAAAAAGACCGCAUGUGUCUGCUGGAUGAGAAUGCAAACGCAGCUCUAUUCCACAUAGCAGUGGUGCUUGUGGAGCAGGGGAAGCACUGGAUGGGCAAGAAUUUCUAGGAAGAGGAAGCAGCAGAUGGUCGUCUUGUCCCGGUGAUCAAUGGUGGCUGAUCUGAUAAGUAUUCUGGGGUGGAGUAAACCCGACAGUUUUGAAUUUGCCAGUAUUGUAGUGAAAAAUAGCUUGCUUAAAGAAAUGAGGCGAUCAGAUUGGCACUGGUCAGCUACAUCUGAAAUACUCCUUUCGAGGUGAGUGUCGUGCCUACUGAACUUUCUCAGACCCACUAGCCAUGCCAGGGAUUGUCGUGUUCCGCCGUCGCUGGUCUGUAGGCAGCGAUGACCUGGUUUUGCCAGCCGUCUUCCUCUUCCUCCUGCAUACCACCUGGUUUGUGAUCCUCUCUGUGGUGCUCUUUGGGCUGGUGUACAACCCCAACGAGACCUGCUCGCUUAACCUGGUGGACCACGGCAGAGGCUACCUGGGCAUCCUGAUCAGUUGUAUGAUCGCAGAGGUGGCAAUCAUCUGGCUCAGCAUGCGAGGCAGUAUCCUGUACACAGAGCCCCGGGACUCGAUGCAGUAUGUGCUCUAUGUCAGACUGGCUAUCUUGGUGAUUGAGUUUGUGUAUGCUAUUGUGGGCAUCGUUUGGCUAACGCAGUACUACGCUUCCUGCAAUGAUAUCACAGCAAAGAGUGUCACUUUGGGAAUGGUGGUGUGCAACUGGGUUGUCAUCCUGAGCGUCUGCAUCACUGUCCUGUGCGUCUUCGACCCGACAGGCCGGACCUUUGUCAAACUGCGUGCCACGAAGCGGAGACAGCGCAACCUGAGGACAUACAACCUGCGACACCGCCUGGAAGAGGGGCAAGCCAGCAGCUGGACGCGCAGACUCAAAGUUUUUCUUUGCUGCACACGAACAAAAGACUCUCAGUCGGACGCCUACUCUGAAAUCGCCUACCUUUUUGCUGAGUUUUUCCGAGACCUUGACAUCGUCCCAUCUGACAUCAUUGCAGGCCUGGUUCUUCUGCGCCAGCGACAGCGGGCAAAGCGCAACGCCGUGCUGGACGAGGCAAACAAUGACAUUUUAGCUUUUCUGUCUGGGAUGCCGGUGACCCGGAACACAAAGUAUCUGGAUCUGAAAAAUGCGCAAGAGAUGCAGCGGUACAAAGAGGUGUGUUACUACAUGCUGUUUGCACUGGCUGCCUAUGGCUGGCCCAUAUACCUGAUGAGGAAGCCCACAUGUGGACUCUGUCGCCUGGCCAGAUCCUGCUCAUGUUGCUGCCUCUGUCCUUCACGUCCCCGCUAUGCACCAAGUGUCACUAUUGAAGAGGAUAAUUGCUGUGGCUGCAAUGCCAUUGCCAUCCGGCGUCACUUCUUGGAUGAGAAUAUGACCUCAGUGGACAUUGUUUACACAUCUUGCCAUGAUGCAGUUUAUGAAACGCCUUUCUAUGUGGCUGUGGACCACGAUAAGAAGAAGGUGGUCAUUAGUAUCCGAGGAACUCUGUCUCCAAAAGAUGCCCUGACUGACCUAACUGGGGAUGCAGAGCGCCUUCCAGUUGAGGGGCACCAUGGAACAUGGCUGGGACACAAGGGAAUGGUGCUAUCUGCUGAGUACAUCAAGAAGAAACUGGAGCAAGAAAUGGUGCUUUCUCAAGCUUUUGGACGAGACUUAGGGAGAGGAACAAAACACUAUGGCCUGAUUGUGGUUGGUCAUUCUCUAGGGGCUGGCACAGCUGCCAUCCUGUCCUUCCUUUUGCGUCCGCAGUACCCAUCGCUGAAGUGCUUUGCCUAUUCUCCCCCAGGGGGGCUGCUGAGUGAGGAUGCCAUGGAGUAUUCAAAAGAGUUUGUGACUGCAGUCGUGCUUGGCAAAGAUCUAGUGCCCAGAAUUGGUCUCUCUCAGCUGGAGGGAUUUCGCCGGCAGCUCCUGGAUGUUCUUCAAAGGAGUAACAAGCCAAAGUGGCGAAUCAUUGUGGGUGCUACAAAGUGCAUACCCAAGUCAGAGCUCCCUGAAGAGACGGAAGAAAAUUCAGUGACAAGUAAUCGCCUCUGGACCCAUCCCAGCGAUCUGACUAUCGCCCUCUCUGCAAGCACACCGCUUUACCCACCCGGCCGCAUCAUCCAUGUGGUGCACAAUCAUCCCGCAGAGCAGUGCUGUUGCUGUGAGCAAGAGGAUCCCACUUACUUUGCUAUCUGGGGUGACAAUAAGGCUUUUAAUGAAGUGAUCAUCUCGCCGGCGAUGUUGCACGAACACCUCCCAUAUGUGGUCAUGGAAGGGCUCAACAAGGUCUUGGAGAAUUACAACAAGGGGAAAACAGCUUUACUUUCUGCAGCCAAAGUGAUGGUGAGUCCUACAGAAGUGGAUCUCACCCCAGAGUUGAUCUUCCAGAGCCAGCCCUUACCUAGUGGACCCUCAGUGCAAAUUGGAACUGGAGCUGUAACAGUGGACAGAAGGAACAGCAGUACUAAGAGCAAGUCCCAUUCUGAAAUUAGCUUGGAGGGGUUUUAUGAGACAAAGCCACUUUCUCCUGUGCAGAAAGACCCCGUGGAGCUGCUGCUUCUGGAUACAAAAGAACGUCUGUCUGUGGAGCUGCAGGACCGUCGUGCCCCUCUCGCGACCAUGGAGAGCCUCUCGGACAAUGAAUCCAUCUACAGCUUUGAUUCAAGGCGCUCCUCUGGUUUUCGGAGCAUCCGGGGCUCCCCCAGCCUCCAUGCUGUCAUGGAGAAGGAUGAGACGCACUGCUUUUAUAUAGACCCUGUGAUCCCCGAGGAGAAUCCCUCCCUCAGCUCGCGGACAGAGCUGCUGGCUGCUGAUAGCCUCUCCAAGCACUCCCAGGAGACUCAAGCCCCUGACAAUGUGCUCAACAGCGGUGGCACUACCCCCCAGCGACGCUGCAGUGAGGAGGGAGCCAGCAGUGAGGGGGACCGUGUUUCCUUAGCCCCUCGUGAAGAGCUGUCCCUCCAGAAUGGACGGCUCACUGAUGUUCCCAGUCCCCAAGUACUGGAGUUUGCUGAGUUCAUAGACAGCCUCUUUAAUUUGGAUAGCAAAAGCAGCUCCUUCCAGGACAUCUACUGCAUGAUGGUGUCGGACAGCUCCAGUGACUUUGCAGAGAUGCCCAAGUCUGUCAGUGAUCAGGAGAUCCUGUUGAGGGCACAAUAUGAACCCAAUCUAGUCCCAAAGCCCCCGAGGUUGUUUGCAGGCUCAACAGAUCCUUCGUCGGGCAUCUCUGUCUCACCCUCUUUCCCCCUUAGUUCAUCUGGAGAACUCAUGGACAUCACUCCCACGGGUGUGAGCAGCCAGGAGUGCCUGGCCACUGACAAAAUCCGGACUUCCACCCCCUCUGGGCAUGUAACCAGCCCAGCCAAGCAGGACGACCUCAUGAUUUCAGCCCUCUAGUGCAGGGUAAAGGGGUACGGCUCUGAGAGCUGAUCCUGUAGGUUGAGUGCUGGGAUAAUACUUGGAGGAGGUGGUCAUUGGGCAGUUCGGAUUGGAGGAGACGGUUGGAAACAUUCCUUCUGGGGUGACGCGGUGGUGGCACACUGGAGGAUGGAUUGUGCUCGAGUGCUGUGCUUGCAGCUGAGAAGAAGCGUUGCCUCCCAAGGCCUGCUACACGAAGAGGGUCUGAGUCACUACAGGUAGAUGCCAGUUCCCUACCUCAGCCUGUCUCCAUUUCAGAGGCAGAUUCCUUGCCGCAGGGCACCUGCUGAGUUUGGGAGUGAGAUACCCUGCUUCAGGGAAUCCUCUGGGGUGAAGGGGGUGGAUUCUCUGAAGCUCGAGGACUGGAUAGAGAGAAGCAAGAGGGCCAGGCCAGAUCACCCCCCUGGUACCAUGUCAGUGGUUUUGGAAAUGAGCGGAUUGAGACUUUGGGCCCUAUUGCACUACCAUGUCGGAUCUGGCCCAAGAUCCAAUUCGUCACACUUCCAUGGGGAUUGCUUUUGUAGGACACUCUCCUGUUUUAAAGCCAUUGGGGCUGUAUUCUCCCCAAAUGCAGUCUCCCCUCCCCUGGCCAGGUGCAGCAAGAUUGGGGCUGGCACUGUGCUUUCUCUCCCCUGAGUACUUCGGUGUUCAGUGACCACCAGGCUGCUUCUGAGAGGGAAGGACACUGUUCCGAAGAGCCAAAGCCCUCUGCGACAUCCCUCCUUUGCCAGUAAGAGUUCUCCUGGAUGUCACCAUCAUCACUUCUCAGUUCCCUGGACCGGUCUGAGCUGGCGACAUUCCUGCAGGACUGACAGGAUUCUCAUCUCAGAGCUGCGUGGAUGGAUCAACUUCAAAAUCUAACAGGCUUCUCAACAUCCAGCAUUGUUUGCCCGAAUCCUGCAGAGCCUGGGAGCUUCUCCUGGACUCUGCUGGGUCCUCGCACUGCCUGUACGCAGUAAUGGCAGAUCAGUGCCGGCCUCUGUCAUUGGCAGUUCAGGGAAAAGAUGAACUUAUACCAAGUAUUGAAAUAUCUUGUAUGUUUACAGAGCUGCUAAGCUUUUUGGAAGGUAUUUAUUAAGCAAACGGGGAGGCUUUUCCUAAGCAAAAAGCAUGUUCAUUCUCUCCUUCCUGUGCUGUUGCCUCUGGGGACUGAGGGGAGAGAGGAUGGGCAGCUUUGAUUGCAAGUCCCCUGCUUUUCGAGCGGAUCGGAGCCUGGGGGGAGCUGCGUGCAUCCCUUGCCCGCCCUCCCUCGUCCGUGUCUCAGUUGCACAACACCGCAUUGCAAAGCUUGACCAAGUCGCUAGUAAAACUACCUGAGCACUGCUGUGCAGAGCCUCAGUGCCCGGAGGAGCCUGCUAGACCUAUCCAGGCAGGCGCUUUCCAAUGAUGGGAGCGGGAGAGAAACUACCUAUCUAGAAAGUUAAACAUACUGUGACCUGUAGAAGGCCUUUAAUUGACAAAACGCCUUCAUAUCAAAGCUCAGCAGAGUUACCAAUCAGUGUCACUGGAGCUCUGUCCUCCCUCACUGGAAAAGAAAUUCCUAUUUCCACUUCCUUAUGAUCACAGAGAUGUUAUUGCCUUCCUUUCCGCUCUUUAGCUGUGAUAUUUCCAUUGUGGGAGGAUGCAGUGCUUCCCAGGAGCUUAGCUCAUGACACAUCCCUGGGCUCCUGUUAUCCCUAGCCGCUAGCUGUGUUCAUCGAGUAGUUUCUGGAAGCUCCAGGCGUGGGUCAGGGCUGUGCAAACAGAGCCUGAGUGGUAUCAAAUGCCAUCGAGUCAGAACAGGAGCACUUUAUAGCCAGUGUGCGUUGAUGUAAAUGACUUCAGGCGCACAGAAGAGAACUGGACUCUGUGUCUGAGUGCUGAUCUCCCACUCAACAAUUUAGCGUGGGAUACCGUGUCCCCUGCUCCCUACAAAUUACAGGGCCUUUAGAAGUGCAGGGGCUUUGUUCAACAGGCAGUAAAAUAUUGUCCCUGUGGUUUAGGUUCCAAAGGUGACCUUUUCUAUACUGUCUUGAAUUGGAGGGAAGAAGCCCCUCGGAAUUCAAAGUAAUUUAUAAAAGAAAAAUGCUUUUAUUCUGAGCAACAAGAAGUUACUUUUUUCUUUGUAAGUCCUUCAGCAAAGAGCAGUGGUGUUCCCCUUGCUGAGAGCUUGUAUGGUUCAGGAUCUCUUGUAGAACAACUGCGUAAGGGCCAUCAGCUCAUCCGCUAUUGCAGACCACAGGGUAAGGCUGAAUUGCUGCACGCACCCAAGAAACAUUAAAAAGGUGGUGUCCAGGAAUACGCACAAUAAACUGGGUAGUUUUGAGGGGGAGAGGGGAGCUGAAGUGUAGGGAGGCUGAGGCUAGCAGGCUAGCUUGCCUCCUGGUGCGGACUGCUGGCACGUGUUGAUAGAGCGGGGGGGAAAAGGAGUUCAUUUCUGCCUUUGCUUGUGGGCAGAAGAUGGGUAGUAAUAACACUUAGCACUUAGGCAGAGCUUUAUAUCUGCAAAGCACUUUACAAAUGCAAAUGAAAGAAUCGUCUCUGUCCCUGGCAGUGAGGUGUUGGGAGAUGGCUGUCUCUGAGACUAGGUGGAACUACUGCUGCCCUACCCGAGGGUGGUGGGGAGAGGUGACUCAAGGUGAGGAAGGUGGAUUAUCUCCCUCUUAAGGUAAAAGUUGUUUCAGUAAUGACCUGAUGUUUAAUGGGUUGUGGUAUUGCACUAAAGUCACUUCUGAGCUGGGCAUACCUCUGCUGUGUCCUGGAAGAUGCAAUCGUUGUGCGUGACACUUUCCUUCUCUGUGCCAUUGGAACUGUGUCCUGGGGGAACGGGGUUACCUUCCCCUGACUGGCUGUAGCAGGAAACAGCCUGGCAUGCUGCAUUUUUUUUUUUCCUUGUGCUCUCUGAUUAUUAGAUGACUUCUGAGAAACCUGGGAAUACCUAAUGCUCGUGAACUGGGCUUGCCGUAGACCAAGGCAGUAAAGAUGCAAAAGAGCCCUUUGAGUUUAGUUCUUGUUGUAUCACAUUACGGGUGAUUCCUGUUCUCUGUUGUUCUCUCCUGAUCAACAGAUCUGUUCCCAGUCCUCACAAAGUAAAUCCAUGUUCUUUGCGUUAUUUCUGCUUUAAAGGUCUCUCUGUCUUGAUUCUCGUAGCUCCUUUGCCAUAAAAGCAUUUGGACAGGCUGAUCUCCCAUUUCAUCCUGGAAGAGCACAUCUGGAAAGUUAAAAUAAAUGCUAAGCCUGUAGCUACCUCCUUCAUUUGUACUGCACACUAUUGCCUGCUUUCUCUGCCCUCGCUCCGCUCUGAUGUGCAGCUGUCUCUGGAAACAUAAAGCAUCUUCAGAUUUCUUAAUCUCUUGGCUUCUGGUUCCUACUCUUGAGCUUUGUGCCUUCUAAUCUUUAUAUAUUCCCUCGAUGUUUGAAUGGGGUGUCCCACCCCACGCGGAGGCAGAUCCUUAAAAUCCCCUCUAAGAGCUUUCGGUAGAGGAGUGGAGCCAAGGCCAUGCAGUUCCUGAAAAGCAGCGAGUGGGCUUCGUGCACCUCAAAAUUAAAGCGCGGUAAGCGAAACCCUCUACACCGAGGCGGCUUUGCCAAAGAGCCUAGCCAGGUUCUCAGCCCUGUCCGCCAUCCCUUGGUGCGGCAGAUUUCAGCUGACUCUGUAACCAGCACUCGCCGUCACACGCUUGUUCGUGAUAUUCGCAGCAGGCUGUAGCGGAAUGUAAUCCUGAAGGCCCGAGAGCUUCAGGGGCAGCGUGGGAGGCCCUUAACCAGGUGCGUGUUAAACUCCAUCCAACAGCUUAGUUAGGAGCAGUCUCUGACCCUGCUGUGGAUGCGCUCACAAGGUACAAAGGAUUUGAUACUGUUGUCCAUUUUUGGGUGUAUCCAAAGUGGAAUAAAAUAAUCCUGUUGAUAAUAUCCCAGUGGGUUUUGAUCGUCAAGCCUUUAGCACAUAAUGUUGGCUGGCUGUAGUUCUGGAGGCUCUUCUGUGUCGGUAAUAAUUACUUUUAUUGUUGCUUUAGUUGCAGCAGUGCCGAGAAUUUAGACAGGAUCCUGCUGUCCUGAGUGCGUACAAGUGCGGAACAGAAAGCAAGCCCUUCUCCAACACCUACCGUCACCCCUCUCCUUCUCUGGGGAGCUGCCCUCUCCAUUUGGAACACGCCAUUUUCUCCUAACACUGCCGCUUUCUAACCUUUCCUCUUUUCUUUGCUCCCUAUUCCCGUCACCUAACCAAGAGCCACUUUAUCUCUCUUCUUGGUUGCUCUGUCUCAGGAUGAUGGUGUCUUAGUCCACAUCCUCGAUAGCACCGCUUCAGCAUGGGAAAGCCAUUCCCCGUGAUCUCACGAUGACCCAAACCAGUUGAUUGGGAUUCCUGUCUUGAUUCGCUUGUGAGAGCACUUCAGGCUAUCUAGAAAGGUCAAAGUGUUGUCAACACCAAGAGGUUCUUUAGCUAUCUCUAGCUUUUGCUUACCUGGUCUGUGGUCAGUAUUUUCAGUUUUCAUCCAUAAUUUCUGCAGUUUAAGAACUAUUUUCAAAGAAAACAGGAGUUGUAUAAGAGAUUUUGCUCUCUGUAGAGGACUGAGAUGGCAAAGCUGUUUGAGUGUAGAUACACAAAUCCAGUGACUCCCAUUUCCGUACUUUUAGGACAUUCUUGCUUAGAGUGCAAUAAUAAUGCCAAACAGGAUUUAGGUGGGAAGUAGGUUUUGCUGUCAACGAACAAGGGUGUGUAAGAAGGAAAAAGCACCGUGCGUGGGGAUACCAGAUUGGUGGGUGCUCCUUGGAGGGAGCCUGACUCGCUGCCGUGUCCUGUCUCUAUCAGAAGAAACGGAACAGGGCUGAGCUGUAUCAAGCACAGCAAACUGGAUGAGUAUGGCUUUACUUUUUCAAAUAUCUCCUAAUAAGGUUUCCCUCUGCUCAGUUUGUAAUCCGGGCCUAAUUAAGAGGGGGUUUUAAACCUUCCCUUAAUAUCUUAAGUGAUUUUUGUUUCUUUAUCAAGCAUAUUUGAGUUUUCACUGCUCUAGGUUAACGUGGGUCCCAGUCUUAAUGCUCUCUCUGUAAAGCUUUUCCAUGUUUCUGGUUACUACUGCUUCCCACUUUUAAAUUCUUUUUAAUCCUUCCCGUAUCCUGCUUUUAGACAGGGCGAUGAGAUUUAUACGUGUUUGAGAGCAUCCUGUUGAUUUGUAAAAUGGCCUUUUCUUAAUAUGUUCUUUAUUCACUUAGACCUUUUUUCGGCUUUUUUAUCUGCCCGCAGGCAAAGACCAAUAUUUUCAUUCAAUUGCCCACACAGAUACCCAGUUUAAUUUACAACUUGGGGCAUAUGAAUAAUCGGAAUUAUCCCUUGCAGUGGUGAUUAGUUGGGGUUAAUCAUUGCUGAAAUGCAUGUGUUGAUGUGGUUAGGGUUUGUCUUUUGCGGCUGUAUCUCUACGGGGAAGCCUGGGAGAAGGAGCAUCGGUUUUAGCUAGCCCAAAAUAUAGACGUGUUUUUGUUGUUUGCCAUUGUAUCAGCACCCUGUUACUUGCCCGUUUCCUAGGACAGCUGUUACACCUUUUUCGUAGCAAAACAGGAUACAUAUUACCUAUGCAAACUGUACUCGGGUUCCUCUGCGUGUUUUACAACCUGAACAAACGGGGGUUUAAAUGUAGUGAAAUUUGGAGUGUUUUAAAGUUUGGCUACUGAGCUACAAGCUCCUCCUUGUUUCUGCUGGUGAGCGGAUGUCGCUGCGUGUACUCAUCAGCGUUGCCCACGUCUAAAUCCCAACCGGACCGUGACGCUGGAGGGCAUUCUAGCCUACCCCAUUGCGUUUCCACGCUCAACAGCAGCACUUCUGUCUGCCUUGGGAAUCAGCUGGACUGGAGCUCUGCUCGGUGCUGGGUGACUUGCGUGUACCCGCUGCUGGGAUGUUCCCUUCCCUGGCAGUCAGAGGACCUUCUGGCUUUGCAGCAAGGGUAGCGGUAGCAUUUGAUUUCUUUGGUUGCAACUACUGCCUACGGAGCAUAUUAAGCCACACAGGUCAGUAAUUUCCUGAUAAAGUGGUUUCUAAGUCUUUAAAUGUAAUGCAGAAACACUGGCAGACAUGUAAAAUAACCUCUGGUCCUCAACGAACCUAGCAGCUUUGCUUUUAGCUUAAAAGCUCCUUCAGCUUUCCUUCUCUGUACCGUUACAUUUCCUUUCUGCUCAGACAGCUGAAGUCUGAGAUGGCUUUUGCUGACAAUCCUUCCAUGCUGUCAUGUGUUUGUCCUCCCUUCUGUUUAAAUUCACCCCACUGAAGCUGGAUUUUUGCUGAGAGCUGUUAUUUAACUUACACUGCUGCCAGCAGACUCUCACAGAGCUUCUUGGCACUUUACAAAGUAUACAGACAAUCUUUGCGAUCCUUCUAGUUUUCAAAGUUUCUCUUUCUACUUGGAAAAGUAGAGAGCGAGUAGAUAUUGUUAGCUAAGCGCUUCCUCGUUAGAGUUCUGUAGCAGCAAAAGUAACGAGUUACAGAAGUGCAGGGAAAUAAAAGGGAAAUGGAUCAAAUAUUUAAUGCACUGAACCUGAAAGCUCAGCGUAAAAGCCAAGACAGAUUUAUUGCAGAUGGCUGUUGUUUCUUAGCUGUGAAAUGUCAGCUUCUUCCCUGCUCGCGGUGUACGUGGUGCCCCUUUAGCCUGCCUCACGAAAGGGCGGGUUGGAAAUUCGGCAGCAGUUCUGCACAGACUGCUCUGAUGCCCUGGAUGAAGGAAUAUAUCGCUCUGAAGCAUUGGAAAGCCCUGGCUGAAUCGGACUUGUUGCACGUUCUUCUCGGGGCUUGUGCAGUACUGAACAGUACGCUGGCUUUAGGGAAGAACCGUAUCUCUUGUGCCGAAGCUCCCUCUCAUGGUGCUCCGCUGCCAAGAUGGGUGAGCGUUCCAUCUCUGGCGGACAACCUGAAACCUAAACCCUAUUACGCUUGUAAACUCUGUGUCGUUAGAGUAGAGAAAUGUUUUAGGAAGGAAAUACUUCACUACAACAGUAGCCCGCUGUGCGGAGGGCGGCGUGUUCUGCAGAGCAGCAAGGCUGCUGGCUCCCUGGUGCGGCAGGAGUACUGCAAACUGCCCAGCUUCUCCUGCGCUUCUUUCUUGCCCCAUCUUCCGCCCGUAUCUGUGCUCAGCGCUUCCCUGAGAGCUGUUACGCUCUGUGCCGGAGGAUGCUGCCAGCCUAAACUUAAGCUGCUUAAAGGCAUGCACCCUGGAAAUUCAAACUAAUUGAGGAGAGAGCAAUUCCUUGCAGUCCUAGAAAGCAUCAGCUGUCUCCAAGCACUUAGCUGUCUGUUACCGUUGUUGCUUUCUUUUUUUGCUUCUUAUCUUGAGUUCUUUGUACCUGUUGUGCCUUUGUUUUCCGUUGGCUCGAGGUCCAAGGCUCCUGCUUGGGCCCAGACUCCUGGCAGCUUCCUUUCCCACCUCUGCCCAACUGUCCCCAGCUGCCUCUGGUCGUAUCCAAGUGCCAAUAGCAAAGCCUGACCUGAGGCAGGCUGUUUCCUCGAACCCAUGCCGCAGUUAUCCUGCCAGCCUCCUCCGGUCUGGAACCUCAUCCUCUGCAAAGCGAGUGUUUUCUGUGCAGCGGGAAGGGAAAACUUCCUACCGCUUCUUACCUUUGGCGUACGUGACCUCAGUCAGUGUUUUAACAGGUCUGUUCACGAGUAAAACUUCCUCUCAGGUCUAUUCAUGGGUAAAACUCUACCUAUUCUUCAAGAUCUGACUCUGGUUUUGCAAGAACUUAUGCGGAAAGGGACUUAACGUAUUCUGAACUGUCUGCUGCAGUUGUCACUUGCUGACAUUUCUCUCACUGGCUCUGGAACAGCCAUCUUCCAAAGGCAAGCUCUCUUUUUAGAGAGUUGGGCAUUUUCAUUGCUGUGUUUGAGACUUCUGACCUCACCACGUCAUCCUGUGCUCUGUUUUUCACUUACUGAAGUUUUCUACCUGCGCAGUGUAUCUGUAUGACGAGGGAACCUCUAUCUGACUACUUACUUAUUUUUGCAAAAUCAUUACACACAGAGCAGCACAGGAGCAAGCCUUCAUUUUGAUUUUUUUUCAAUUGACAUUCCACUGCCCUGCUUUCCAUCACGGGCUUUGUGCAGUUCCGAUGGCUCAGAGUCAGAGGUACCCGGUGCACGUGGCAGAACAGGGAUGAGGGAAGGGUCCAAAGCAGCGCGUGCAUCACUCGGCACUCGGGCUGGCUCGGUGGCACGUGCCUGUACGGUCUGUCCCUCCUCGAUGCACUACUUUGGGGACGUUGUGUGUGCAAAGCGAUCGCAUCGCGGUGUGUUUGCUAGACCGCUGCCACACGCCCCUUUUUGGGUCUUAACUCCUUUAUCAGUAUGUCCACAGCGCUUGCCGGUGGCCACUGGCUGGUGGCAAAGUGGCAUCGUCUGCAGCUACUGUGGCUACAGCUUCCCAGCUUUCCCUCCGCAGCUGACAGAAGAGGCGAUGCCCGGGGAAUAGGCUCAGGCUUCUGUCCUAGUGAUAACCUUAAUUACUCAUGUCAACACAGGGAUUAUUGGUGAUGGGUUGUGCCUCCCUGCCCGUGCGCGCGGGGCAGCAGGAGCUGUAAGACCCCUUCCUUUGGCUCGGCUGUCCGCUCCGGUGUCCUGCUGCGAUGGCCACCAGUCUGGCCUGUCCUCCCUUCCGGCUGUGAAUGAGCGGAGACAGGGAGACCAGAGGGAGCUGGUGUGAAACUAUUUCCUUUCUCAUCUUUUUGUGCUUUUUAGUGCCAGCUGUGUUGGGUGGACCCCAGCUGGAUGGUCUCUGUGGGACGGGAGCUGUCUGCUGGUGGGGGGCUCCACGCAGCAAUGGCAUACGCUAACUCCCUUGCCUCCCGCUCCUCUCUCCGACAGCGCCCACCGAUGCCUCUAUGGAAAAGCCCUUCUGCCUGUUUGUCACCUAUCUCGCGUCACGUGCUGGGGCAGCUCGGAGUAGGGUACGUCUGAAUUAACUCUUUCACCCUCAAUUGCCUCUGUAGCUAAAGCCUUUUGCGUUUUAGGGGAGAAACAGCCCUUCUAGGGAGCUCUGAGCUGCUCUGACUGCUGCUUGGAGCACUUGCAUAUGCAAUCGGGAGGGGAGACAGCACAGGAUCCUGUGUCCCCGUGCUCAGCCGAGAGAUCACUGCCUGUCCUGGGAAUGCUGCCCUCCGAAUCCCUGCUCCAAGCUGCCCCAGCAUGAAGACUACAAGGAAACUAAAGCACUCCUCACGUGCCAUUCUCAUGUGACUUUUUGUACCUAUGUAUGAAAGAUCCAAACUAAUAUUGCUGUAAAGAAAGAUACAGAUUAAUAUAGCAUAUUAUAUAAAGAUAUAUGUAUAUAAAA